Messenger RNA from Pelmatolapia mariae (spotted tilapia), 786 nucleotides. Its product is annotated as claudin-10-like. NCBI's taxonomy places the organism in Eukaryota, Metazoa, Chordata, Actinopteri, Cichliformes, Cichlidae. The transcript has 5 exons. The record is from RefSeq and is a predicted model, not a curated record. Gene Ontology annotation, biological process: cell adhesion; bicellular tight junction assembly. Gene Ontology annotation, cellular component: plasma membrane; bicellular tight junction. The coding region runs from base 1 to 786 and encodes 261 amino acids. Gene Ontology annotation, molecular function: structural molecule activity.
AUGAGAAAACGUCUGAUCCAAAUAUCUGGCUUCUUGAUUUCAUCGUUGGGAUGGUUGUUUGUGCUCUGCACCAUGGCAAUGGACUUUUGGAGGAUUACCAAAAUCGGAGGGCAAGGAGGCUCGUACAUCAUCAAAGUGGCCUGGUACUGGUCCAACCUGUGGAGCGACUGUUACACAGAUUCUGCGGCUGUGACCAACUGUAGAGAAUACCCAGUGCUCUGGAAUGUUGCUUAUUACGUCCAGGCAGUGAGAGGAUUGCUAAUGUGCGGGUUAACUAUUGGAUUCUUUGCUGUAGUGUGUUGCUUUGUUGGGAUGGAGUGCACUUAUAUCGGCGGAUCUGACAAAACCAAGGACAAAGUGCUCUUUACAGGAGCAGUGCUUCAUUUUGUUGGUGGUAUGUCAGACAUUGCUGCCUACUGCUUAUACAUCAACAGAAUUGCCAGGACAGCUUUUGCUCGAAGGGUCGCAUCAGGAGUUUUGCGAUAUGAAUUAGGACCUCCAGUUUUUCUAGGAUUGGCAGGAUGCUUUUUCAUCCUAGUCGGGGCUGUUCUUUAUGCUGUGACAGUGUAUAAAGUAAUCCGCAGAGAAAGCAGAGUAGUACAAGCCUGUGAUGCUCACACGUACAUGGCGCCUCCAUCCAGAGGAAGAUCCAUUUAUUCCGGAUACUACAAACCCUCCAAGCUGUAUGGGUCUAACUAUAUGGGCUCAGGACGAUCAAGCGCCCAACUUUUAAAGCUCUCUCAGGCAACACCAACGAAACCCUCAGACAGAGAUGCAUUUGUCUAG